AUGGAGCUUGAUUAUGGGCUGAAUUGCAGACCCUUUACGGCGAUGCAGUUGCAGGAUCAGUUUUUUCCUGACUUCUUGCAGAGAUUAAUCGAAAUUUAUAGCGAAUUUGAUCAAAGUGAAGAAACGGAAGAAGAGGAAGAUAAUCAAGGGUUUCGAAUUGGGUUGCAUGGGUUUCCGUUUCACGGUGGAUUAACUGGAGAGGCGGCGGCGGCGGUGCAACCUCUGCUUCCGCCGCAGAAGAAACGGUCGUAUUUGUUUUCUUUGGUGGAAAACGAAAAUGCAACGGAUGAGAAAAUGGGAGGAAGUUAUCAGUACGAACAUCAAGAACACUGCCGGCGGCAGUCACCGGUGGGUGGGUCGUCGAGAUUUGGGUUGAGAAACUCCGGUGGCGAAAUUGUGGAAGUUCACGGUGGUCACAUUGUACGGUCAACUGGUCGGAAAGAUAGACACAGUAAAGUAUGCACCGCGAAAGGACCGAGAGACCGCCGUGUCCGCCUCGCCGCCCACACCGCCAUCCAAUUCUACGACGUACAAGACCGCCUGGGGUACGACCGUCCGAGCAAAGCCGUCGACUGGCUUAUUAAAAAAGCCAAAACCGCCAUUGAUGAGCUCGACGAGCUUCCCGCCUGGAAACCCACUUCCACCACCGCCGCCACACAUUCAACUUCAAUUUUGAAUUUUGAGCAUCACCCAAAUGAUUGUAUUAUUGAUAAUCAAAUGAGUAACGCUCAAAAUUCAAGCUUUUUACCUCCAUCUCUUGAUUCAGACUCCAUAGCUGAUACGAUUAAGUCGUUUUUUCCGAUGGGUGGUUCCUCAACACCGCACAACAGUAACUCGUCGGCAAUGCAAUUUCAUCAGAGCUUCUCACCGACGGAUUUUCUUUCAAGAAGUAGUAAUCAAACUCAAGAUCUAAGACUCUCUCUUCAAUCAUUCAAAGAUCCGAUGCUUCACCACCACCACCACCAACAGACCGAAGAAGGUAACAGUAUGUUUCUAGAUGGCUCCGGCUGGCCGGAGAGAAUGGUGGGUUGGGGUGGUGGUGUUUCCGGUGGCUUUCCCUUCAGUUCAUCGCCAACACAAACAACGCCGUUCCUACAGAAUCAUUUGUUUAAUAACAAUUCUCAGAGGGGACCCCUUCAGUCCAGUAACACAUCUUCAGUUCGUGCUUGGAUCGACCAGCCACCGUUCGUCGGCGCUGCGGCAGUGAACAAGAGGAAGACGACGGCGUCUCUGAUAAACCGUCCUCGGCUUCCUCUGAUUCUCGCCAUUGAUUCACCUUCAUUCUUUAUAAUCUUCUCUCGAACAGGAUCAUUUACUGUUUUACGAAAACAGAGGAUAAAAAAGAUGAUUCAGCUUCACAGAGUCAAAUCAAUGGCCGCUACUACUACUGUUUCAAGAUUUUUUGUAUUUUGUUUUAAUCGAGCAUAUGUUUAGCUCUAAACUCUAUGCUAAAUUAUAUUUGAAUUACAUCUGUUCUUAGUUUAUGUACGCUAAUUGGGAUCGAAAUUAAUACUCUGC
Molecule: messenger RNA, 1518 nt
Organism: Lactuca virosa
Lineage: Eukaryota; Viridiplantae; Streptophyta; Magnoliopsida; Asterales; Asteraceae
Source: the annotation of a GenBank genome assembly